Messenger RNA from Pyrgilauda ruficollis (rufous-necked snowfinch), 4970 nucleotides. It is a transcript of the gene RNF13, whose product is annotated as ring finger protein 13. The transcript is spliced from 10 exons. Bases 400 to 1545 code for a protein of 381 amino acids. Gene Ontology annotation, molecular function: ubiquitin protein ligase activity. Gene Ontology annotation, cellular component: nucleoplasm; cytoplasm. Lineage: Eukaryota; Metazoa; Chordata; Aves; Passeriformes; Passeridae. The record is from RefSeq and is a predicted model, not a curated record. Gene Ontology annotation, biological process: positive regulation of DNA-templated transcription; protein ubiquitination; ubiquitin-dependent protein catabolic process.
CGGGUCUGGUGCUCCGUUGCGCAGUGCUUAUUCGCCUCCCCCUUCGGAGUGGCGAGGCGGGGCCCGGUUCCGCGGCGGCUUAGGCCCAGCCGGGGCUGAGCCCGGCUGCAGCGGCCGCGGUCCCGGGCCUGCUGGGAGCCGCGGGAGGAGAUGAGCAAAGCGGAGCGGAGGCCCCUGGAGCGCUCCCCGAGCGUGGCUCUUGGCGCGGUGGAAGCUCGACCCCUGGUCGCGCAUUCCGGCUCUGCCGGGUGUUCGGUUCUUGAGGCUGGCUGGAGCUGCUCGUUGGGCUUGCAGGAUGAUGAGUAGCGUGGGGUCUGACUGGCUGAAAGACACGUUCUUAGUAAAAACAUUAAAAUUGGGAGGAGUUGUUCUUGCAUCUUAACAGGUAUUGAAUAAAAUAUGCUGUUAUCAAUAGGAAUGCUGAUGUUGUCUGCCACUCAGAUAUACACUAUUGUGACUGUGCAGUUGUUUGCCUUCCUGAAUCUUUUACCUGUGGAGGCAGAUAUUUUAGCAUAUAACCUUGAAAAUGGAACCCAGACAUUUGAUGAUCUACCUGCUAGAUUUGGCUACAGACUGCCAGCAGAAGGCUUGAAGGGAUUUCUAAUAAAUUCCAAACCGGAGAAUGCAUGUGAGCCUAUAGCCCCACCUCCACUGAGGGACAACUCCUCUGGUGCUUUUAUUGUGUUAAUCCGAAGGCUGGAGUGCAACUUUGAUGUCAAGGUCUUAAAUGCCCAGAGAGCUGGAUACAAGGCAGCUAUAGUUCACAAUGUUGAUUCUGAUGACCUCAUAAGCAUGGGAUCCAACGACAUUGAGGUUUUAAAGAAGAUUGACAUUCCUUCUGUCUUUAUUGGUGAGACAUCAGCUAAUUCUCUUAAAGAGGAGUUUACUUACGAAAAAGGUGGCCACGUUGUGUUAAUCCCAGAGUUCAGUCUUCCUUUGGAGUACUACUUAAUCCCUUUCCUAAUAAUAGUAGGGAUCUGUCUUAUUCUCAUCGUCAUAUUUAUGAUAACAAAAUUUGUUCAGGACAGACACAGAGCAAGAAGGAAUCGGCUUAGGAAGGAUCAGCUUAAGAAACUUCCUGUACAUAAGUUUAAGAAAGGAGAUGAAUAUGAUGUGUGUGCCAUCUGUCUGGACGAAUACGAGGAUGGAGACAAGCUCAGGAUUCUUCCGUGCUCUCAUGCAUAUCACUGCAAGUGUGUGGACCCGUGGCUGACAAAAACAAAAAAAACCUGUCCUGUGUGUAAGCAGAAAGUGGUCCCUUCCCAGGGGGACUCUGACUCGGAGACAGACAGCAGCCAAGAGGAGAAUGAAGUGUCUGAGAACACUCCUCUGCUCAGGCCUUUGGCCUCGGUCAGCACACAGUCCUUCGGGGCUCUGUCCGAGUCCCACUCCCAUCAGAACAUGACCGAGUCCUCGGAGUACGAGGAGGAUGACAAUGACAAUGUUGAUAGCAGUGAUGCGGAAAAUGGGAUGAAUGAAGAAAGUGUAGUGGUUCAGCUGCAGCCCAGUGAGGACAGGGAGUAUAGAGUGGCAAACACUGUCUGAGACUACUAAUGACCCAUAGGUGUAUGAACAAAAGGGUUCUUAAGGCUAUUUACAAACCUUUGCAUAGGGAAUCUCUUUUAAUCUGUAAUCCAUUUGGUUUCUUUGAUAGGAGCAGCAGUUCAUGUAGUAGUACUCUGGUUAAAUCAUUACAGGUAGAUUUACUUUUGAUUCAGGUAGUCAGUCACACAUUCUGUCUUCUCAAAACCAACAGUUAAACUGGACUUCACAAUGCUAAUGAAUAAUGUUAAUAGUUUAUAUCAAUUGAAAUAUCACAAAGACUCUAAAUGUCUCCUGUUGAAAUGGGAUUUCUCUGGAAGUACUUUUAUUUCUAUUUUGUAGCUACAACUGGGUCAUCCUGAGAGCAAUAUUUAUUAUAUGUAGAUAUGUGUUACCCCUUAGGCCCAACAAAAACUGUAUUUGCAUGUUUGUAUAGUUUCCCUAAAAACUGUCACCACUGCUGAAAGGAAGAAGUAGAACAGAUCAAUAUUCUAUGUGCUGGUAUGUUAAAACAAAGCAGAAGAAAUUCCACUUUUAUCUCAACGCAGUGAUUCCAAAUAGUCCUUUGGAGUUUGCCGUGGUAGCUGAGUUUAAGCAGUUCCAUUGAGCAAUUCCCAGGAUGAGGAAACUUAGAAUAUAUGUUUAGUUUUGAGCAAUUCACAAGGUCAGGUCUACCAUAAGCACAUUAUUAUCCCUCCUUGCUACUACUUCAUUGUCUGGUUUCCAGUGAGGAGGUGGGAGUUGGAGAUAACAGAGACAGAGGUUUUGUUCCACAUAGAAAAAGAAAUUUAGGGUAAGUAUUAUAUUGAUCCUUGGCUCAUAUACCUCUUACUAAGAGCAUUUUAUGCUGCAUUAGUCUGCUAAACUGUAUAUAAAAAAUUGUUCUUUUCAAAUACCUGAUUUGAAAACAAGUGCUUACACCAGUCUCACAGAACUCAGUACUUACCAGUGUAUCACAAAAAAGGUAGAUUCUAUAAUACCUCUGUAACUAUGUAGAAAGUAAAACCAUGCAUAUACUCAAAUGGAGAUUUUUUUAUAUGGCCUUGACUAAGGAAAGCUUGAAAGAAUGUUAAUAAACAUGUUUUCCACUUUAAAUAUCAAAAGGACUUUAUUGAACUUCUGCAUCACUUGAGAUCUUGAGUACUCGCCUCCAUUACUGAGGGUGAAGUGCUUUUGAAGAGGUGUAAUGUGGAACUGUGGGGAGCCUGAGCAGAUGUUCCCUGCAUCACACCGUGAGUCACAGUACAAGGGCUUGCACUGACCAGUGCUGUGUGCAAGGCUCUGAGCAGAAAACUUUCAUUUUUGUUCACUUCUAGCUUGAGGAGGAGUUUGGACUGGCCAGAGUCUGUUGUUUUCCUGGGGGAGCGUGAAGGAGGACCAGGGUGCUCUGAGCAAUUCCUCCCCAGCUGGCAGUGCCUGCAGAACCACAGCCCAGUGCUAGAACCCUGGACAGGUGAUGGCAGGUGAGGUGGUCCCAGGUGUGGUUUCUGGCCUUGCACUCUAUGCAGCCACAUACCCUGCAGUGCAGAUCUGUUUUCUGGGCCUAGCUGAGAGCAGGGAAAGUUUAUUUUGCACAAUGAGGCACAGCAAAAGGAUAACAAAGAAAGGAUGAUUCAUCUCCAAACCACUGCUGCCACAGCCAUGGGGUAAUGACAGUCAGUGUAGUGGUAUAUUUUCACAAGGCAAAAUUCCCCUUCAGCAUGCAUAUGUCUAGGUGAGUCCAAAUGGGAAAAUGGUUUCUGAAAAUGCAAUUACUACACUGAAAGAUUUUUCUUAAAAUAGGUCCCUGCUGUUGCUGUGACUGCAUGUGAAUAUUCAUUAUUGUAUUCCAGGAGCGGUCCCCAAAAGCUGAAGUUCCAGAACCACGAACUGACCUCAACUUUGUAAUAUGCUCUUAUGUAAUUCUAGUGCCUGCAGUCAGUUGCAGACAGUUAUGCUAGGAAAAUUCACCAACAAAUGCAUUUGAAAAAGUAAUCUGAACACCUAAUUCUUAACCAAGCAGAAGUAUACAGGUAACAUACACCUCAAGAGAGGAGAACUGAUCAGAAAGGAGUAAGGUCAUACUAAGGCAUGUGAUGAAAAGUACCUGGAGUGUGCUGCCAGCAGCUGCUCUGCCUUUAGGGUGCUGCUGUAGUCAGUUCCAUCCACUCUGGCCUUCCCAGCAGGUCUGGGAAUAGAAUAUCCUCAUUCCUCCUAACUAGGGAGAAACAAGGUGAGUACAACUUUGUGUUCAGACACUGAGCACAGCUUCACAUGUGUUGUAUGAGGGAAGCAGAUUGGCAUCCUCUGUGCCAGUUACUACUGAACGGGAAUUUGCUCUGUGCAUAUUGGUCUGCUCUAACUCUGGCCCUGGGAGAUCCAGUUCAGACACAGCCACUUGGCAGUGGAGAAUAUCAACACUAUAUAUAGGAAGGUUUUAGUUAGACCCAGGAGUAGUGCCAAGCAGAGGAGCAGGUGCAGCUGACACCAGUGAUGAAGGUGUGGGGGAAGGAGGGGAGAACAAAGGUGUUUUCAGGUCCUGUCCAGAAGCACCUGACUAGUUUGAGCGCCCAGAAAGGCAGAUUCACCUCCCACGAUCUGGAUUCAGCCGUCCUCCCAUGCCACAAGCUCCAGGGUUCACCAUCACAUCCCCGUGGGCCUGUGUUUUUAGGAGUUCUCAGUAGAAGUAACAAAUGCAGGUGCAAUCCUUUAAGGUAAUGGAGACCUUAAAUCUGCCCCUUCUCUGGCUGAGGGGAGCACAUUCCCACCCUGGCUGCACUGACCUGGGCAGGCCACCACAGACUCCUUUGCCAGGUCCGAUGCAAAGUUGCCUUCAGCUUGUUUAGGAAUGGUGAAUUGGGCAUUCAGAGGGCAGGGGAACCCCACACCAAAGAGCUGGAUAAAUGUGGAAUUAAGAGAUGAGAAAUCAUCUCAUUUAAGAUCUGCCCCAAACACUGCCUGGUUUUUGACUGAAAUCAUAUUAUCACACUACUUAUUAUCAUAUCACAUUACUUAUAUUAUCAUACUACUGCUGUCCUGCCAAACCUAAAACUGUACUUAGACCUCCUGCUAGUGUGGCCAGCCAUGCACUGAAGGGCCUCAGAGGAUUUCCCAGGUGUGAGGCAGAAAAAUUACCAACAGUCUGAUUUUGUUUGGUUGGAAUAAAUUUAUUUCAUCUGUCUGUAAACAAGGUGUUUUUAAUAGUUAUGGCAUUUUUUGAAAUGCAUAUUAAAUCAGAUGAGUUAGACUGUAUCCCAGAUGUAACAAAGUGCAGGGAAAGAAAUGGACAAAUCAGCAACAAGAAUUUGUUUAAAUCUGUACAUUAUCCACAAGGCCCAACAAUAGAAGCAAAUACUAGAAUGUCCCUAAGGUAGUGCCAGUCAAAAGAAACCCUCAGAGUCAGUUAAAAUCCAUCUCACAAUAGCAACAGUUCAAUUUUUUUUUUUUUU